CCAAAUUGUCAUCUCUAGAAACGAGGCGAAUACAGAUCUGUUUUCGGUGGCAAAAUUUGCGUGUGUUUCGUAUUAUUGUAAAUAUUAGUUGAUAAUAAACACUACAGUUAAGUGUUGACGAGGUCUGGCGUAAAAAGGAAAAAAAAAACGAUUGCGGAACAGGCGACUUUUGAGCGGAAAACAUCGAUUAAAGUAGCUAACUUCGACAAUUGCCGCAUUUUUCGGACCCUCCAAGAGCUUUUACGCCAUAAAAACUCGAGCUUUUGUAGCCAACGUAAACGUAAACAAAACCAACCAUGGCCGAUGAGGAUAUCACACUGAACGAGGAUCAGCUUCUGGAGUCGUUGGAAGAGACGAACGGUGAACAGGAGACUGAGAUAACCACAGAGACCGAGGAGGAGGGCAGCAUGCAAAUCGAUCCCGAGCUGGAGGCCAUCAAGGCGCGCGUCAAGGAGAUGGAGGAGGAGGCCGAGAAGAUCAAGCAGAUGCAGACGGAGGUGGACAAACAGAUGGCCGGAGGGUCCACCACCGGCUUGGCCACCGUGCCGCUUUCCCUCGAGGAGAAGCAGGAGAUUGACACGCGGUCCGUGUACGUAGGCAAUGUGGACUACGGCGCCUCUGCAGAGGAACUGGAAGCCCACUUCCACGGCUGCGGCACGAUCAACCGCGUCACCAUUCUCUGCAACAAGGCCGACGGCCAUCCCAAGGGGUUCGCCUACAUCGAGUUCGGAUCGAAGGAGUUCGUCGAGACCGCCCUGGCCAUGAACGAAACCCUCUUUCGAGGGCGUCAAAUCAAGGUGAUGUCGAAGCGCACAAACCGCCCUGGCCUCUCAACUACAAACCGAUUUGCCCGCGGCAGCUUCCGGGGUCGAGGAGCCCGCGUUUCCCGGGCGUGCUGUCACUCCACCUUCCGUGGCGCCCGACGCGCAAUAAGGGGUUACCGUGGUCGCGCCAAUUACUACGCUCCAUACUGAUUAUUGUUUUAUUAAAACCUUAGUAAGAUUUUUUUACAAUAUUAUUUCAAAAAACAUUAUUUUAUUGCCAAACUUCUUUGAUAAAUAAAACAAAAAAGAGAAAACAAUCACAAGAGGAAGCGCCAGAAAAAAUAUCGUUUCAAUAAAAAAACAUCCACAGCAAGAAAAACAGGCAAAAAAGAAGAGACCUCGAAAAUAAUAAUAAAAAAAUCAGCAUGGAAAACGAAUAUCUUGACUUGGCUAUAAUGUUUUUUGAAGCACCCAACACCAAACACCCCUUUUUCACACAUUUUAAUUUUCCAAUAAAAAAAAUCAAAAAAAGAAUAUGAAAAACCAGAAGUUGAUUUAGAAAAACAAAAAAAUAUAUAUCAAUGCAUAUAUAUAAAAGAAACGCAAAAGAAAUCACAAACCAUAAUAAAAAGAAGUUAAAAGAUGGCAAAAUCAAGUAAAAGAAGGAAGAAAAUAAUAAAAAAAAAUCAAAAGAACACAAGACUCUUGGGAAAGAAGUAAAUCAACAAAAUAGAUAAAAAGAAAGUGCGUAAUUUAUAUAUUGAAAAAAUAUAUAGAGUAAAGAAAAGAAGUUGAAUUUUACUGAACUGAAAAAGAUGAUGACAAAUAUAAUCGAAUUAAACAAGC
This is a messenger RNA of Drosophila ficusphila, 1610 nucleotides long. It is a transcript of the gene Pabp2, whose product is annotated as polyadenylate-binding protein 2. Lineage: Eukaryota; Metazoa; Arthropoda; Insecta; Diptera; Drosophilidae. The record is from RefSeq and is a predicted model, not a curated record. The coding region runs from base 297 to 974 and encodes 225 amino acids. Gene Ontology annotation, molecular function: RNA binding. The transcript is spliced from 6 exons.